AUGGCCACGGUGAAACUCGACGUAGCAUUCCGCUUCGGUCCGCUCGACAUCGUAGCUCUAUCCCUCUGCCUGGCCAUCGGCACCCUCUGGUAUUACUAUCAUCAUCACCGAGGUCGAUCCCAGCUCCCGCUCCCUCCCGGCCCAGAAGGGCUCCCCCUCGUCGGUAACGCGCUGCAGAUCCCGGGCUCGAAACAGUGGCUCGCGUUCGAUCGCUGGGCGAAGCGAUACGGGACGAUCUACUCCGACCGGCCGACGGCCGUCAUGGCCGGCGAACUCGUCGGCUGGUCGCGCGGGCUGGGCUACACCCCCUCCGCCCGCUCCGCCCGCUUCCGGGCCUUCCGCCGCCUCUUCGCCCGCUUCCUCGGCCUCGACGACCUCGUCUCGGCGCAGGAAAGGGAGAACGCGAGAAUGCUGGGCAGGCUCGCGCGGGAGCCGGCGCGGUUCUUGGCCCACUUCCGCGACUCGACGGGCGCGCUGAUAUUGCGGUUGGCGUACGGGUACGAGGCGGGGCGCGAGGACGGGGAUGGAGGUGGAGGUGGCGGUGGCGGUAAGAGAGACGAGAUGGUGAGGAUCGCGGAGGAGGCGAUGGACGGGUUCGCGAGGGCGAGCGAGCCCGGGCGGUAUUGGGUCGACCAGUUUCCUAUACUGCGAUACGUACCCGAAUGGAUGCCCGGAGCGGGGUUCAAGGCGGACGCGAGGGAGAUGCGGAGGGCGCUCGAGCGGUUGUACGACGUGCCGUACGCGUUCGUGAAGGAGCAGGUGAGAGAGCGUAAAGCGCUGAAAUCGUUCACGUCGACGUAUCUCGAAGAGAGAGGAGGAGGACGAGGCGCGGAAGGGGAAGAGCUCAUCAAGGCCGCCGCGGCGUCGCUGUAUUCCGGCGGGGCGGAGACGACGCCGUCCUCGCUCGCCGCGUUCGUGCUCGCGAUGGUGCUCUUCCCCGCGGUGCAGAUCAGGGCGCAGCGCGAGAUCGACGCGCUGCUCGACGCGGAUGCGGAGCCGGCGCGGCUGCCCGCGCUCGCGGACCGCGGCUCCCUGCCGUACGUGGACGCGAUCGUGAAGGAGGUGUACAGAUGGAACCCGGCCGUCCCGCUCGGACUGCCGCACCGGCUGAGGGAGGAGGACGCGUACCGCGGCUGGCGCGUGCCGCGCGGGACGACGGUGUGGGCGAACAUCUGGGCGAUGCUGCACGACGAGCGGUACUUUCCCGAUCCGGAGGCGUUCAGGCCCGAGCGGUAUCUGGACGCGGAGGGGUGGUCGAGGCGCCGAUUGGAGAGGGAGGAGGAUCCGGGCGAGAUCGCGUUCGGGUUCGGGAGGAGGAUAUGUCCUGGGCUUCAUCUGGCGGACAGCAGCGUGUUCCUCGGGGUCGCGACGAUGCUGUACGCGUUCAGGAUGUCGAAGGCGCGGGACGAGGAGACGGGGGAGGAGAUCACGCCCGUGGCCGAUUUCGACGGGUUCAUCAGCCAUCCAAAGCCGUUCAAGUGUCGGAUCGAGCCUCGCACGAGCGCGAUAGCGGCGUUGUUAGCCCAAGCAUAA
Messenger RNA from Punctularia strigosozonata HHB-11173 SS5, 1533 nucleotides. Its product is annotated as cytochrome P450. The transcript is spliced from 10 exons. NCBI's taxonomy places the organism in Eukaryota, Fungi, Basidiomycota, Agaricomycetes, Corticiales, Punctulariaceae. Gene Ontology annotation, molecular function: iron ion binding; oxidoreductase activity, acting on paired donors, with incorporation or reduction of molecular oxygen; monooxygenase activity. The record is from RefSeq and is a predicted model, not a curated record. The coding region runs from base 1 to 1533 and encodes 510 amino acids.